Molecule: messenger RNA, 515 nt
Organism: Closterium sp. Yama58-4
Lineage: Eukaryota; Viridiplantae; Streptophyta; Zygnematophyceae; Desmidiales; Closteriaceae
Source: the annotation of a GenBank genome assembly
CCCCGCUGGAGCAGCUGUGGCAGCACGUCAAGGAGCUGCCAGACAGCAACCAUGUCAUGCCCAUUGUGAGGGCGUGGGAGAGCAACGGAAACACCGUAGACAUGCGUCUGGCUACGCAGCUCAUUAAGAGGCUCAAGAACCACCGCCGCCCCAAGCAGGCUGCAGAGGUAGCAGAGUGGUUUGUGCAGCAGCCGGGCUUCCCCCGUCUAGAGGCGGACUACCAGCUGGCACUCUCUGCUGUCAUCCGCGCCCGCAACGUGGCGGCCGCCCAGGCACUCUUCCUCUCCUUCCCACAACCAUUCCGGACCGAAAAGGUGUACCAGCCAGUGUUUGGCCACGUGGCAAGGCGGGGGAGAUUCAUGUCAAUCGAGACACAGGUGGACUGGCUGCGGCAGCAGGGCGUGGCGGAGGGCAUCCCAUCGUUCAAUGCGCGGCUGCAGGCACUGCUGGCAGGCAGGAGGCGAUCAGGCAUGGUGGCGGGCAUUGCUGCUAUCAUGGAUGAAAUGAGGAGCAAG